CGCCUUUUCGGUGCAAAAGAUUUCCCCUCGGGAAGAGCAGAGCACAUUUUCCUUUUCCUCCGUGGAGUGGGGGUGGCAACGGAAAGACGGACUCCAAUCCCAGGACUAGAGGAAAGCAGCAGCGAGGAAAGAGAGGGAAAACAAUGGAGACAGAGUGGCCGCUGCUCUUUUGUGUGUUGGACUGGAGAUUCCUUCGAGCUAGAAUUAGCAGCACGGAAAGAGAGCAAUAACCAGGAAGCAGCCCGCGGCAUUCCCUCUUCCUUGCGCCUUUCCUUGUAGCGAUUGUUCCUUUCUUCUUGGGGGUGCUUCGCUCUUGCUCUUCUUGGCACGCAAAGAAUCGCUGGUCUUCUGGCUCCCCGGCUUGUUCCACUACACUGUUGUUCGUGGACGGCUUGUUCUUGGCCGCCUCUGCCUGCUUUCCUUGCGUUUUCUUGUCCCUUUUUUGAGUGGAGUCGCAGUGGAGUGGAGUGGAGUGGAGUGCAGUGAAUACUUUUAUUUCGUGAGAGGAGAGAAGAGAAGGGUAGGAGGAUGGCCGGAGGAGGGGCGGCGCCGCCGCCGAAGCAAGAGGAGCUGCAGCCGCACCCGGUGAAGGACCAGCUGCCCAGCGUGUCCUACUGCAUCACAAGCCCACCGCCCUGGCCUGAGGCCAUCAUACUUGGAUUCCAACAUUACCUUGUGAUGCUGGGCACAUCUGUCAUCAUACCGAGCGCUCUUGUUCCCCAGAUGGGAGGAGGAAAUGAGGAGAAGGCUCGGGUGAUUCAGACGCUGCUGUUCGUCGCCGGCAUCAACACCUUGUGCCAGUCAUUCUUUGGGACUCGUCUUCCCGCGGUGAUGGGUGGAUCCUACACCGUCGUCGCGCCGACCAUUUCGAUCAUUUUGGCUGGCCGUUACAGCAAUGAAGCAGACCCUCAUGAGAAAUUCUUGCGAACCAUGCGAGGAACACAAGGCGCUCUCAUCAUUGCAUCGACGAUUCAGAUCAUACUUGGUUUUAGUGGCCUCUGGCGCAAUGUUGUCAGAUUGCUAAGUCCAUUGUCUGCUGUUCCUCUGAUCUCACUUGCUGGAUUUGGGCUCUAUGAACUUGGUUUUCCAGGGGUUGCUAAGUGUGUGGAAAUUGGGCUCCCAGAAAUCGUUCUAAUGCUCAUAUUUUCUCAGUAUUUACCUCAUGUUAUUCAUGUGGCAAAGCCUGUGUUCGACCAGUUUUCUGUAAUUUUCACCAUUGCUAUAGUAUGGCUAUAUGCAUACAUUCUCACGGCUAGUGGUGCAUACAAGAAUGCCCGAACGAAGACACAAGUGCAUUGUCGUGUUGACCGCUCUGGACUUAUUGGUGGGGCUCCUUGGAUUAGUGUCCCAUAUCCUUUCCAAUGGGGAGCUCCAACAUUUGAUGCUGGUGAAUCUUUUGCGAUGAUGAUGGCCUCAUUUGUUGCUCUUGUAGAGUCAACCGGUACCUUCAUUGCUGUGUCAAGAUAUGCGAGCGCGACUAUGAUACCUCCCUCAGUUCUUGGUCGUGGCAUUGGUUGGCAGGGCAUUGGUACUUUACUGGGUGCAUUUUUUGGAACAGCUAAUGGGACUGCAGUGUCAGUUGAAAAUGCUGGUUUACUUGCUUUGACACAUGUUGGCAGCCGGAGAGUAGUCCAAAUAUCUGCAGGCUUUAUGAUUUUCUUCUCGAUCCUUGGGAAAUUCGGAGCACUCUUUGCGUCAAUUCCACUGCCAAUAUUUGCUGCCCUGUACUGCAUUUUCUUUGCAUACAUCGGCGCCUGUGGCCUCAGCUUCCUUCAGUUCUGCAACCUGAACAGCUUCAGGACCAAAUUCAUCGUGGGGUUCUCUCUCUUCAUGGGCCUCUCAGUUCCCCAGUACUUCAACGAGUACACGUCCGUGGCGGGUUAUGGCCCGGUGCACACCGGCGCGCGAUGGUUCAACGACAUGAUCAACGUGCCUUUCUCGUCGAAGCCGUUCGUGGCGGGGCUGGUGGCGUUCGUCCUGGACAGCACGAUCCACCGGCGCGACGGCACGGUGCGGAGGGACAGGGGCUACCACUGGUGGGACAAGUUCCGGAGCUUCAAGACGGACAGCAGGAGCGAGGAGUUCUACUCCCUGCCGUUCAACCUCAACAAGUUCUUUCCCUCCGUGUGAUCCGCAUGGCUGCUUGCAGCGUCUUUCUUGGCCAUGGCUCGGACGGAAGAAGAAGAAGGAGCAGUCGGUCCAGUCCUGACGAUGUUGGGUCCAUAAUUUUGUAUAUUCUGUGGGGAACUUUACCCGUUCCGUUCCAGGGGAAUUUCGACGUGUCCCGUGUCCGGUUGCAUCUUGGUUCAAAUGUUCAAUGCGAUAGAUCAUGGCUGUUGACCCAUUUGUCCCUUUUUGUAAUAUUGUAGAUCCAUGCCAUUAGAGCUUUCUUGGCCUAGAAGAAUACCCAAUGCUAAUGCAU
Messenger RNA from Phragmites australis (common reed), 2422 nucleotides. Its product is annotated as nucleobase-ascorbate transporter 6-like. Gene Ontology annotation, cellular component: membrane. Lineage: Eukaryota; Viridiplantae; Streptophyta; Magnoliopsida; Poales; Poaceae. Gene Ontology annotation, biological process: transmembrane transport. The record is from RefSeq and is a predicted model, not a curated record. Bases 529 to 2130 code for a protein of 533 amino acids. The transcript has 14 exons. Gene Ontology annotation, molecular function: transmembrane transporter activity.